Molecule: messenger RNA, 4458 nt
Organism: Darwinula stevensoni
Lineage: Eukaryota; Metazoa; Arthropoda; Ostracoda; Podocopida; Darwinulidae
Source: the annotation of a GenBank genome assembly
AUGAAGGGAUACCUCCUGACGGCGCCGAAGGUUCUCCGCUCCAACUCCACCGAGCUGAUCUGCCUCUCCCUCUUCAACUUGGAAGGGCCGGGGAAUGCCAAGCUCACUCUGACGGGGGAAGGAGAGGAUGCAUUCGCGGCCACCCUCGACCAUUCAUUCACCAAAGCUCUUUCCUAUUGCCGUACAUGCAACACCAUGCAUUCUCAUUCUCAUGGAUUGGCAUGGGAUCCCGCAGGGAGCAAGGAAUGCGUGGACUUUCCCGUGCCUAACGUGCCGGAGCAGAGGGGGAGGUUGCACCUCCAACUCACCCUGGAUGGCGUGCCGGACUACGUUGGGAACGAGAGCGAGUUGGUGAACAUCAGGGAAUACCAGAACCUCCUCUUUGUUCAAACGGACAAGUCUCUUUAUCUUCCCGGGCAGGACGUCCGGUUCAGGAUCCUCGUGCUCGACGCUGCCCUCAAGCCUCUUGACGACCAGGUGAGGGAAGUCUGGGUGGAGGAUCCGUCGGGGAUCCGAAUAGCGCAAUGGACCGAACCGUCUUCCACAGCCGGCUUCAUCCAGCUUCAAUUCCAACUCGCCCAGGAGCCGCCGUUGGGGAACUGGAGAAUCAAGGUGGACGCGAAGGGGAGGAAACGCGAGGAGGAGAAACAAUUCGAGGUUUCCGAAUACGUCCUCCCCAAGUACUCAGUGGACAUCCAGGCACCGAAAGUCUUUCUUGGAGAUGCAUCCACCUUGGACCUUAACAUCUGCGCAAGGUUCACCCAUGGGGGAGCAGUGGAGGGUGAGCUGAUCCUCAGGGUCGAACCGAAGAUAUACGUGUUGGACUACCUCAGAGACAAUUACCCCGGGUUCGUGAAGGGGUUCGGCAUCGAUAUGGACAAAUACACUGCUGUCUUUCAGCUCCAAGAUGUCGAAUGGGUCUCUGUUCAUCAUGCCUUAUCCUCACCGUUCGAUUCCAUUCGGUUCUUCAUCGGCCGCUUCAACUCCUCCUCGCAGAUGAAAGACUGCCACAAGGCAAGCAUCCCGGCGGAGGUCCUGGGCAUGGACGAUCGGGAGCUGGCUCCCUCGUCUGUCAACAUCACGGCCACCGUGAAGGAGAAGGGGACGGGUGUCCAGUUCACGGAAACCUUGAUCCUCAACGUUGAAAGGAAUCCCUUGGAUAUCGACUUGGAGGUCUCCCCAACGCAUUUCAAGCCAGGUUUUGUGUACAAUGGCCUGGUUAAAGUGAAGGACAGGUCCGGGGCACCAGAAAAGGGUCAAAUGAUCCAGAUCUGCAAGGAUCCUUACGGGUCUUCGGAUGGGAACAAGGGGAAAUGUCGGAAUUUCACGACGGAUUCUCAGGGCCUCGUCCGAUUCCAGGUUCCUCCGCAGGUCCACGACGUGCACUCCAUCAGUUUCGAGGUUUCAGCACCCGGGAGGCAGAAGAACUACCCCAAAAACCACGACGAAGUGAAGUACCCGUGGCAGAAGCAAAUCGAUUCGUACAACGCGUACAGGUCGGUGAACGGCUGGUUCUCCCCCUCGGGAAGCUACAUCCAGAUACUCCGCAGUUCAACGAAGGGGGAGGUGGAGACGGUGGAGGGUUGCGAGGGUCUCCUCAAACUGCAGCUCCUCUACUCAAACUCGACGCCCGACGUCCUCCAUUAUCAGGUAAUGGCCCGAGGGGACAUCCUUGCCUCCGCCGCCUUUGAUCACGGCUCAGAAGGGGAAGUGGAGGAACUUGGAGACCCAGAGCUCCUCCUCUAUAAAUCCGAUAAGGAGACGCCAGAUCCUGGGCUCUUGAGCAAGGCCACCGUCGAGAUCCCGGUGACUCCCGAGAUGGCACCCGAGAGUAAACUGGUGGUCUUUUACAUUAGAUCCGACGGAGAGGUGGUGUCCGAUCACCUCACCUUCAGAGUGAACCGAUGUCUCCCCAACAAGGUGGAACUGGAAUGGAGUGAAAAGGAAGUGGGGCCUGGAUCUAAGGUAGGGCUGAAGGUGAAGGCCGAGCCGGAGUCAGUUUGUGGGUUGAGAGUGGUGGACAAGAGCGUGGACCUCCUCAAACCGGGGGAUCAGCUGAAUUUGGACAAAGUGUUUCAGGCUUUGGAGCGCUUCCAGAUUUAUGACUAUGAGUCACCUACCCAGAGCACGGACUACAACUUCUGUCUCAGUCAUCAGCCCUCAAAAAAUAUCUCUCAAGGCGAUUCAGAGACCUUCGGUGGCUACGACUCCCGCAGUCAUGCUCUCACAUCCUUUGAUCGUUCGGGUCUAGUGGUGCUGUCCGACCUGAGCGUCUAUACCCUUCCCUGCCGAGUGCCUGUGUUCCAUCACACUCAGGCAUUUCGCCCUGUAAACGCACCAGGACUUUUAACGACUACAGUAUCACUCUCGCAACCCGAUGCUUUGGCCGACCAAAAGGAGACAAUUGUUGGAGCUCCGAUCGAACCGACUAACGACGAUUUUCUUCCCGUUGAGGUUCGCGACUAUUUGCCAGAGACUUGGCUUUGGUCUCUGGAGAACGUCGGGGAAAAAGGGGAGUUGAAAUUAGAGGAUCUGGAAGUGCCGGACACCAUCACGGAGUGGGUGGGGUCAGCGGUGUGCAGCUCCCCACAGGCAGGACUGGGCUUGUCCUCCCCUCAAUCCCUCAUUGCCUCCCAGCCCUUCUUCCUCGACCUCACUCUACCCUAUUCGAUCAAGAGGGGGGAGAUCCUUCCCCUCCCUAUCUCCAUAUUUAACUACAAGGCACAUCCGUUGCCUAUUCGAGUUGAGCUGGAAGAAUCAGAGUCUUUUAAGGUAGAUGGAGACAAAAUGAAGAGCCUUUGCUUAGCAGAGCAGGGAAAUGAGGUGGUGACGUUCGACCUAGACUUCCUGGAACUCGGAGAAGUGAACAUCACUGUUGUGGUUCGGGUCGACCCUACCUUCCCCGAUGUCUGCGGUCUCUCGUCCACUGCGGAGUGCACCCCGUUAAUAAGUGACGGUAUCGUGAAGCCGAUACGAGUAGAACCUGAAGGGUUCCCGGUGGAAGAGACGAAGAACUGGUAUCUGUGCAAGGGAGAUGAAGAGGUGAAUGUGCUUCACUCGCUGAUCCUGCCGGAGGACGUUGUGCCGGAUUCUGCUCGAGCGUGGGUCACCGCCUCUGGCGACCUCCUCGGACCCUCGCUUCAGGGAAUAAAGUCGCUUGUGAGGUUGCCGACGGGCUGCGGGGAACAGAACAUGGUCGCUCUGGCUCCGAAUAUCUUCCUCCUCCAAUAUUUCAACGCCACGGAUCAACUCAAGCCAGAACUGAAGGCGGAGCUCACCCACAAUAUGGAGAUCGGACUGGACGAUACCGAAGGUGAAGAAGGCUCAGAGACAGGGUUGUCUGCUUACGUCCUCAUCUCUCUUCUGGAAUCGGGUGCCGCCGUGGAUGAUGAAGUGAUCCAGAGUGCCCUGCAAUGCCUGAGGGGUAACCAGAAUCCCUCGACCUACACCCUGGCCCUCACCACGUAUGCCUUUAUCUUGGCGGGGGAAACCGAACUCGGUGGGAUAUAUAUGGACAUGCUUCUCAAAAAGGCCACCGAGAACGAUGGUUUUCUUUUUUGGCUCGCCUCUCCUGGUGAGCCGUCAGACGCAGUGGACAUAGAGAUCACAUCGUACGGAAUCCUCUCACUGGUGAAGUUGGAUCGAGAAGGCGAUUCCACCAGAGCCCUUUCAGCGGUCCGUUGGGUUGCCUCCAAGAGGAAUUCAAAUGGGGGUUUCACUUCCACUCAGGUCUUCCCAGUCUCCAUUUUCCCUCCACUCGGAAGGACAGCCAUUUCUCAACGCCUGGAUACGGUGAUGGCUUUGCAGGCCUUGGCGCGAUACGCGACUCACGUGGGACUGGGAGACGUGGACAUGAACAUCCAACUCUCCUCCCGUGACUGGGAGCACACCUUCCAUCUCACAGAUGAGAAUCGUCUUGUCCAACAGAUGACCCCCGUCCCCUCUGUUCCCUCUGAAUUCCAGAUCUCUUCGUCAGGGAGCGGUUGUGCCCUCGUCCAAGCAACGCUGAGGUACUCGGUGUUUGGUGAACCCAAGAAGCGGGGAAUGGGACUUAUCGUAGCAGAUACAUCUGAUGAUGCACUGAAAUGCGAUAAACGGGUGAUCCAAGCCUGUGUCAUGUAUUCCGGACCAGCCAACACUUCCAACAUGGCUCUUCUCCAAGUCUCCAUGGUAUCAGGCUUCAAGCCAGAAGAAAACGCCCUUCAGGACCUUAUCUCUCAGUCCCGAGGAAUGAUGAAGCGCUUGGAGGUGAAUAAGGAGACUGGGGAGCUGGCCGUAUAUUUCGACCACUUGGACAAGGAGGGUUUUUGCCUUGAUAUCCCGAUCGUUCGUAGUGUUACUGUGAAGAAUUCCAAGCCGGCCCUCGUCAAGCUUUUGGACUAUUAUGCUCCCGAGAUCCAAGACACCGAGGUGGGUCAUGUUGGGUUGUUUUGGCUUCCACUUGAAUUCAUCGAAUAG